Syzygium oleosum is the source of this 1444-nucleotide messenger RNA. Its product is annotated as reticulon-like protein B11. The record is from RefSeq and is a predicted model, not a curated record. NCBI's taxonomy places the organism in Eukaryota, Viridiplantae, Streptophyta, Magnoliopsida, Myrtales, Myrtaceae. The transcript has 6 exons. Bases 145 to 771 code for a protein of 208 amino acids.
ACUUUUCAUCGGCCUACCGCCUUUUCGCAGACUCUUUCCCUCCCUUCAUCUGCCCCGAUCUGUUAACCUCUUCCCCGAUCACCUUUUCGCCGUUCGCGUCCCGUAGCGUCUGAUCGGCGAAGGAGAUCGUGACACGGGAACGCCAUGGGAGCUCCGACUCCUCCGCCUCAUCGCGUCGACGUCCGUCGAGCUCUCGGCGGUGGCUCCGUUGCUGAUUUGCUUCUGUGGAGAAGAUGGCUCGCCGGGGUCGCGCUCCUGUUCUCUUCGACGGCGACGUGGUUCCUGUUCGAGAGAGCCGGUUACAAUCUGUUGUCCUUCGCCGCGAAUACUCUGUUCCUCCUCGUCCUCGUACUCUUCCUUUGGGCUAAAUCUGCUGCCCUCCUCAAUCGACCAUUGCCUCCUCUCCCUGACCUAGAGGUUUCUGAGGAUUCUGUAGCCAAAGCUGCUGAUGUUAUUCUAGAAUGGAUCAACCAUGGUUUAUCCAUUGCACGUGAGAUAACGGUCAAUCGAAACUUGAAGCUCUUCUUUCAGGUUGCCUGUGGCUUGGGGGCGAUUUCAUACAUCGGCAGUCUCUUCAACUUUCUUACCCUAGUAUAUAUUGGGGUCGUUCUUGCCUUAUCUGUGCCUUUCGUGUACGACAAGUAUCAGGACCACAUCAAUGAUAAACUGUGCGUAACACACAGCAUUCUACAAAAGCAAUAUAAAAGAUUUGAUGAACGCGUCUUGAAGAAGAUUCCAGUGCCUCCCAACAAAGAAAAGAAGAUUGAAUAGGAGGCGGGUAUACCAAGAAAAUAACCAAUAUUCAAUUCCUUCAGUCUCAAGCUCUUGCAAGUUCAAACCCACCAAACAGAAUCACCGAAUAAAGGGACGAAACAUAAGUUAACUCAACCUGGGCAAGUUUCGCCUUCUCAGCAUCGUCGUUCGGAGAAGUGGAGGCAGGAGAAACCGGAGAGGAGGCCACCGAGGUGGAGAACAGCUUCGAUUGUCUGCAGCCGAGAGCAUCGCGAGGCGAAAGGGAUGUCAAGGGAAAGACGUUCGAUCCGUGAGCCGGUCCAGCGGCGGAGAGAGAAUUCGGAGAGGAAAGAUAAGGACGGUGGCCGACGAGCAAUGGCGGCUCUCUGGCAGCGAGGCGACGGAGGUACGGCGAUGAGGCGGGACCCGACGGCACCGGGAACGUGCCGGAGCUCGACGCCGGCGCCGGCAAGAGGAGGCUCUGCAUGAUUCGAAGGUCACCGAGUGAAGAAUGGAAUAUGCUGAAGCGAGGUCGGAGCAGAAAUGGGGCAAAAAGAGAAGUGGGCGUUCCAAGUAGAUAUUACUUUCCCUUUGUCUUUUCCUUUUCCCAUUUCAUUUCUUUAUAAACAUUAUUAUAGUGAAAACAUAAGAAAAAAUUAGUAUCCCCGUAAUAGAAUUUUAUGAAUAAUCGAAACAAGUACUUAAUAGAUUA